Molecule: messenger RNA, 1368 nt
Organism: Limanda limanda (common dab)
Lineage: Eukaryota; Metazoa; Chordata; Actinopteri; Pleuronectiformes; Pleuronectidae
Gene: mmadhcb
Product: metabolism of cobalamin associated Db
Exons: 8
Coding region: 256-1146 (296 amino acids)
Biological process (GO): cobalamin metabolic process
Cellular component (GO): mitochondrion
Source: RefSeq, a predicted model, not a curated record
GUGAAUUGUUUUCAUACAAACAGCUGAGUUGUGUGAAGGGUGCUUAUCUGUAGUUGAAGCUGUGUCUCACGACGAGUGAAAGAGGCACACCCUCCGUCUGUCUGGAGGCUCUGUAGACUCUGUUCAGAUUCCAGAUGAAUCCGAUCUCACUACUACACAAACUUUCAGCGAUGCUUUGAAAAACCUCCUGACUGUUAGUCGUCCGCUCCUACAGGAAUAUAACUGGACCCUGCAGGUGGACAGAGACACAACGGGAUGGCCAGUGUGCUGUGCCGUAGAGCAAGGCUGGUCAGUUACCUCCCAGGACUUCAUGUGCUGGUGCAUCGUGUGGCAGGAGCCAGAGCCUUUUCUGCUGCGGGUUCCUCAGGCUCUGAUGAACCACACGUAGCCAUCACUCCAUCUGAUAUGGGACUGCGGACAGUGUGGCCUGAUGAGAGCAUGGGGCCUUUUGGGCCCCAGGACCAGCGCUUCCAGCUGCCUGGUAAUGUAGGCUUUGAAUGCCACAUGGAAGGAAUAACAAAGAAGAAAGAGACUCUGGCAAACAAGAUGGUCCCUGAUGUGCUGUCAUUCCUGUCCAGUAGUGAGAGACAUGAGUUCAUACUGGCCCAGGUCAUUGUUGACUUUGACAAAGACGUCCCAGCCUCGUCUCAGAGUGUCAGUAGAGCUGAACAGUACUUUGAUAAUUCCAGUGUGGAGUGUGCUAUACAGUCCUGUCCGGAGCUACUACAGAAAGAUUUCCAGUCCAUGUUUCCUGAGGCUCCAUCCUCUGGUAUGAUGGUGGUGACAGUAACCCAGAAGACCAAGAAUGAUAUGACAUCAUGGUGUGCUGAUGUGGAGGAGGAGAGAGAGAAGAUGCUUAGCAAGUUUGUGGAUGGAGCCCAGGAGAUCUGCUGUGCGCUGCUAAAAGAAGGAUUCUGGGCAGACUUUAUCGACCCAUCCUCAGGACUGGCGUUCUUUGGCUCGUACACCAACAACACACUGUUUGAGACCGAUGACAGGUACCGUCACCUGGGUUUCCAGAUCGAGGACCUGGGCUGCUGCAGAAUGAUCAGACACACUCUGUGGGGGACACACGUUUUUGUGGGGACAAUAUUCACAGACGCACCACCCAGCAGCUUUAUUAUGAAGACGCUUCAGGGCAGCUGAACAUAAGUUCAGGGACUUCUGGACUGCUAUUAAAUCUGUUUAAAUCCCUUUCUUGAGUGUUGGGUGAUUGUUUUCAAACACAAUUAUUUAAGAACAUCAUAAACUGACCAUUACCUUUGUAGAACAUUUGUUUCAAUUUGAGCUUAUAUUGAUUUAUAUUUAUAGAUUUAAGUGUCACAGGAAAAUGCUGCUGUAAUCACAAUAAAAUGUUUCUUGACUAAA